AUUGGGUAGAUAACGGCAAACAAUGCUGCUGAUGCACUUUUGCUGCGCCAUCAGAAAACGUAAAAGAGCAUGGACGAGGGAUGGCAGGGGAGAGGAGAAAUUCCAGGAUAGUGGGGGCAACCCGACAGUCCCGGUGACGCGUCGUUGCGAUCCUUUUUGUUCCCGGAUAUGUGCAAAGUCGCGCGCGCUUUCUCGAUUCCUUGCGCGUCGUCGCGUUUCGCGUCGUGUCGGGGAAGAUGUGCGCGCAGCGUACAGGCAUUCGUGGAUUCUAAUUGAACACGCACCCUGACUGGCUGCUCCGACCCCGGGCUCCGAUUCGACGUCACGUGCAAUCGGCACGUGUGGCCGCGUCGCCGCCGUCGUCGUCGUCGUCGUCGUCGUCGUCGUCGCCGCCGCCACUCAGGAGUUUCCAAGUCAACGCGGAGUCAAGAUCAUCACGCGGACUAUGGACACCUUCCUCGGAACGAUCCUCCUCGCGUUGGCGAGCAUCCUCACCACCAGCUGCUCCGGCACCGCUGAAGACCUCGACUUGGGCACAAUCGUUUUCGCAAACCUCCUGUACAGGCACGGGGAUAGGACUCCCAUCGCGCCUUACGAGAAUGAUCCUUAUAACAAGGAAUCGUCCUGGCCGGUUCCAUAUGGAGAGUUAACAAACAUUGGCAAACAACAACAUCUGCAGCUUGGACGCUGGCUGAGGCAACGGUAUUCUGGUUUUUUAAGCGAUACCUACACGCCGUAUGAUAUCUACGUCCAAAGUACGGACGUAGAUCGCACUCUGGGAUCGGCCGAAGCGAAUCUCGCAGGGCUUUAUCCGCCAGAGAAGGAUCAAGUAUGGGACAACAAGAUCCAAUGGAUGCCGAUCCCCGUGCACACCGUUCCGGUGAAGCAAGACUACGUGUUAAAGGCGAGCAAAUACUGCCCGCGAUACGAGUAUGAGCUGAAGAAGCUCUUAACUUCGCCAGAAAUGGAACGCAUAAUAAAAGCGAACUCGGAGCUCUUUGCCUAUCUAACUAAGAACUCUGGCGACAAAAUAGCUUCGUUUAAAGCGCUUGAACAUCUGUACGAUGUUUUAUAUAUCGAGUCGUUGUACAAUAAAACUCUACCGCAAUGGACGAAGUCGGUGUUUCCAGAGAAAAUGAAACCCCUUGCUAUACUUAGUUUUAUGACAGGGGCCUACAACACGAGACUUCAAAGGUUAAAAUCAGGUCCACUGCUUAAAGAUAUAAUAGAUCACAUGAUCAAGAAAGCACAAAAUACCUUACAACCUGAUAGAAAGAUGUGGAUGUAUAGUGCUCAUGAUGAGACCAUUGGGAAUAUGCUUAUGACUUUGAACAUAUUUGAACCUCAUUGUCCACCUUACGCUGCUAUACUUCUCAUAGAAUUAAGGACAAACUCGAAAAAUCAGUAUUUUGUAACAAUUUCUUAUAAAAAUACCACCGAGGAACCGAGACUUAUGACAUUACCGGGUUGUGCUACGUUAUGCCCUUUAAAUGAUUUUAUUAAUUUGACGAAAAAUGUUGUACCUGAGAAUUGGGAGAAAGAAUGUUUAAUGAGUCGGUAUGAUGACAUAAGUUCCAGCGAUGUCAUCGCAAUCCUGACAUCGUCCACUUUAAUGCUAGUUUUAUUAAUUCUAAUAAUAAUCGGCUUCAUGUAUUGGCGACACAAAAGAGAACACAGGCAGUAUUACUUUCGUUUAGCGUACAAUGGCUAUAAUGAUGCCAUGUAAUGGAUGUUUGACAAAAAUAAUUUAUAUAACGAAGUAUUAGGAAAAAUAUUGUUUAAUCAUUGACUAUUGAUGUUCGAUAAAAUUCAGCAAGACGUCUUUUUUAAAAUUCAAAUGUUUGAUACGUAUAUACAACUGUGAUUAAAUUAUUCAAUUAUCUUUA
Solenopsis invicta (red fire ant) is the source of this 1886-nucleotide messenger RNA. Its product is annotated as prostatic acid phosphatase. Bases 446 to 1726 code for a protein of 426 amino acids. Gene Ontology annotation, biological process: dephosphorylation. The transcript has 7 exons. NCBI's taxonomy places the organism in Eukaryota, Metazoa, Arthropoda, Insecta, Hymenoptera, Formicidae. Gene Ontology annotation, molecular function: phosphatase activity. The record is from RefSeq and is a predicted model, not a curated record.